This is a messenger RNA of Silurus meridionalis, 1502 nucleotides long. RefSeq names its product RING1 and YY1 binding protein b (gene rybpb). Gene Ontology annotation, molecular function: DNA binding; transcription coregulator activity. Gene Ontology annotation, biological process: positive regulation of DNA-templated transcription. NCBI's taxonomy places the organism in Eukaryota, Metazoa, Chordata, Actinopteri, Siluriformes, Siluridae. The transcript has 5 exons. Gene Ontology annotation, cellular component: nucleus. Bases 390 to 1151 code for a protein of 253 amino acids. The record is from RefSeq and is a predicted model, not a curated record.
UCGGCUUUCAGAUGUGCUUGAACAGUGAGUAAUAGAAGCCCAAAAAACACCCGACGGGGUAAGUGUUGAGGCUGACUUUACUCAGCGGUGGAGCUAUCGGGAACUUGUGUUGAGAGAGCGGCGGUACUGCUUUGGAUCUAUUUUCGAUUUCCUAGCGAGACUUUAAAGCGAAGGCCGGCGCUGAUUGGCCGGCGCGGAGUCACGCGGUCUGCACUCGCUUUGCCUCGCGCCCGUCCGUGAACGCGACUCUGCCUGCCUGCGCUAGCGGCGCUUCGAGCUCUCAGGAUCCUCCUCACUAUUCUUCUUCUCCAUUCCCGAAACGUUCCUUUUUUUUUCUCCCCAGGAAGAGAAAGAAAACUCUAUUCUUUUCCAGAGACGUCUCCCCUAUCAUGGGCGACAAAAAGAGCCCGACCAGGCCGAAAAGACAAGCCAAGCCGGCGGCUGAUGACGGAUACUGGGACUGUAGCGUGUGUACGUUCAGGAACAGCGCGGAAGCGUUUAAAUGCAGCAUCUGCGAUGUACGGAAGGGCACAUCCACAAGGAAGCCCAGGAUAAACUCCCAGCUGGUGGCUCAGCAGGUGGCACAGCAGUAUGCCACCCCUCCCCCUGCGAAGAAAGAAAAGAAGGAAAAGCCAGAGAGACUUGAGAAGGAGAAAGCCGAUGGCGAGCGACCAGAGCGAAACCUGCCUGAUGGUGAGCUCCCAGCCAAGGAAAAGAUCGAGAACGACCAUGCUGACAAAGAGAAGAAGGACAGAGAGAAAGAAAUCACUGUUUCCCUCCCCAAGAAACCCAGCAAAAAGACCAGGCCCAAGAUGGACAACCAUCAAAGCCCACCAAGUGAAAGAAACAGUAUACAGUCUGGGAAAUCAACCACCAAGACUAAAAACUCUCACAUCUCAAGACCCAAAUUGAAGAACGUGGACAGGAGCACGGCCCAGCAGCUGGCCAUCACGGUGGGGAAUGUGACGGUAAUCAUAACAGACUUUAAAGAGAAGACGCGUUCAUCCUCCACGUCCUCCUCGACAGUGACGUCCAGCGCCGCCUCCGAGCAGCAGCACCCGAGCUCGGGCUCCGAGAGCAUCGACAAGAGCUCGUCACGUGCCUCCACUCCUAAACGAGACCUCUCGCUUGGCCACGACGAGUCAUUCUGAGCCUCCGGACUGCUCUUGGACACUGUGGAGAUGCUGGCUGUUCUGCAUUUCUCCUAUGCCCUGCUCUCAUUCCGCCCAUCUGCUUUUUAUUACCAAACGAAGGGGCGAAUGCUUGCCACACCCCCACAUUUACACAUAUGUCGAUGUGCGUACAUGUUGACGCGUGCACAUACAUUUCCCGAUUGGAGAUAAUCCCAUCUCUCCGGACCCUUACCGGUGGAUUCUCAGCGUCACACCUCGGUAGCACUGGAGUGGCAGCAGGGCUAACGAGAUGGCAUCCCCGCUUCUUGUAUGUAUUGUUUUAUACUUGUAAGUGAACAUCUGCCUGAAUUAAAUUUUUUUUAAUUAUUA